UCCACUUCCUGCUCCCAGGCUGCUCUGGUUGGGAGGGAAUGAAGCGGAUCAGAAACAUCAAUAACACCGGAAGAAACCUGCUAGGACGCCUCACUAGACGUGACACAGGAAUCCACCAAUGAGGAAACGAGCUUUUGGCCGAGCUGACCAAUCCGUGGUGUGAGCGGAGCCGGCGGGCGGGGCUGGCGGUAGUAGCGGGUUGGGUUGAAGUGUAGUGCGGAGGAGGAAGAUGGAAGUUGUACGGAGUUAGUGCGGCUACCGGAGAUUAUUGUACAGCCCGUCCUCUGUCCGGGGAGAAAGGACACCGCCAGCAUGGAGCAACCCGCACCUAAGAGCAAACUUAAAAAGCUGAGUGAAGACAGCUUGACGAAACAGCCAGAAGAGGUCUUUGAUGUUUUAGAAAAGCUUGGCGAAGGCUCUUAUGGAAGCGUGUUUAAGGCCAUUCAUAAAGAGUCUGGUCAGGUCGUUGCAAUCAAGCAAGUUCCUGUGGAAUCGGACCUUCAAGAAAUUAUUAAGGAAAUCUCUAUAAUGCAGCAAUGUGACAGCCACUAUGUAGUCAAGUACUAUGGCAGCUAUUUUAAAAAUACAGACCUGUGGAUAGUUAUGGAAUAUUGUGGAGCUGGCUCUGUCUCAGACAUUAUUCGAUUGCGGAAUAAAACAUUAACGGAAGAUGAAAUUGCUACAAUACUUAAAUCUACGCUGAAAGGGCUUGAAUACUUACAUUUCAUGAGGAAGAUCCACAGAGAUAUCAAGGCAGGGAAUAUCCUGCUGAACACAGAAGGUCACGCCAAGCUGGCAGAUUUCGGAGUGGCUGGACAGCUAACGGACACAAUGGCAAAACGCAAUACAGUAAUAGGAACUCCAUUUUGGAUGGCUCCUGAAGUGAUUCAAGAGAUUGGGUAUAACUGUGUGGCAGAUAUCUGGUCACUGGGAAUUACAUCUAUAGAAAUGGCUGAAGGGAAACCUCCAUAUGCAGACAUCCAUCCAAUGAGGGCAAUAUUUAUGAUUCCCACAAAUCCCCCACCUACCUUCAGGAAACCUGAGCUGUGGUCGGAUGAAUUUACAGAUUUUGUAAAGAAAUGUCUGGUGAAGAACCCGGAACAAAGAGCCACGGCCACGCAGCUUCUGCAGCACACGUUCAUCAAAAAUGCAAAACCUGUCUCAAUUCUCAGAGACCUCAUCACAGAAGCUAUGGAAAUCAAAGCAAAAAGGCACGAAGAGCAACAGAGGGAGCUGGAAGAGGAAGAUGAAAAUUCAGAGGAGGAUGAGCUGGACUCUCACACAAUGGUCAAGACCAGUUCUGAGAGUGUGGGGACCAUGAGAGCGGCGAGCACCAUGAGCGAAGGAGCUCAGACCAUGAUUGAACAUAAUAGCACCAUGCUGGAAUCAGAUUUGGGGACCAUGGUCAUAAACAGCGAUGAGGAGGAGGAAGAAGAGGAGGAGGAUGGCACAAUGAAGAGAAAUGCAACUUCUCCUCAAGUGCCACGACCAUCAUUUAUGGAUUACUUUGAUAAACAAGAUUCCAAAAAUAAGCCCCACGAGAAUCAUAACCAGAAUGUCCACGACCAGUUCCUUAUAUCCAAGAAUGUGUUCCCCGACAACUGGAAGGUUCCUCCAGAUGGUGACUUUGACUUUCUCAAGAAUCUCAGCUUCGAGGAGCUGCAGAUGAGACUGAAAGCUUUGGACCCUAUGAUGGAACGUGAAAUUGAGGAACUGCGGCAGAGGUACACGGCAAAGAGGCAACCCAUCCUGGAUGCUAUGGACGCCAAAAAGCGCAGGCAGCAGAACUUCUGACAAGGGCUGUUCUGUUCCCAAAAACCUUAUACACACGUGGACUUGAGUGCUUUUUAGAAACUUCUCAAUUCAAACCUGUGGUCACCUCACACAAAUGCUUUUCCCAACAAAACUAUGAACAUGUGUUUUAUCUCUGCACAGGCAUUAACAAUGUUCUCUUCCUCUCAAUCUGUAAAGCAGGGCUGUGAGUAGUAUCUUAAGCUCUACACAUUCUUCCCAUUGUUCCCAUCCUAUCAUCAGUUUUGUUUGCCUAUAUAGUGGAUCCCUGUCUGUGAAUGUUCUAUUGAUACAGGUGAAUAGGACUCUCAGAUUCAGGAGAGGAAGAACUCUUACAAGCAGAUCACCUACGUCUAUAUAUGUGGAGAUAACAGCCAGCAUAGUCUUUUAAUAUUCUUUCAUAUCAAUAUUUCAGGGACGUGUGUUUGCACCUUGGUGAAUGUUAAUUUGCCUUAAAAGUUACAACUUAUCUAUUUAUUUCUUUGUGUUACAUCUGAGUGUAACUUACAUUAGUGACCAAACUGUAUUCCGUGCUUAUGCUUAUUAGAGGGUCAGUUUAUUCUUGUUUUGGGGAGGUAUUAUCUCCUGGAGAUUUCCUGUACCUAUUAUGGAUUUUUUUAUUUUGAGGUCUCUGCUUCUGAUUUUGGAGGUACGUCCAAAUGCUGCAACCACUGCAGAGAGGUCUCACUUCAUCUUUUGGGAAAAUGGAGCAAGAGGAGGGAAACGCUUGUGGAAUUGGGGUUAUUGGCAGAACCAGUAAUACUAGUAGUAGUGCUUGCAGUUGGGAUCCCCUAGAUUUAUAAGUAGGCACUGAGUGUUAAUACCUGAAAGCAUCCAUCCGUAGCUGAAACCAGUGUUGACUCCUUAACUGGUAUAGCUGGUUUUUAUUGGGGGGGGGGGGAGGGAAAUGAUUACUAUAAGCAGGAAAUAUUUCCCUGUCCUCCAGUUGGGUUUACAUAGCCCUACUUGUUCUACAUAUUUCUAAAUCUUUGUAUUCUAUGCAGGUUUGAGGGUUGCCUAUUGCCUUCAUUCCCUAUUCUGAGAGAGGUAUUUUAUCCCGUCAUUGAUUAGGACGAUUGACGUGAUGUUUGUAUUGUGUAGACAUUUGUUUGCAGGCAGUCCUCAGGAUAUUCUAGUCAUUUUUUUUCAUUAUUAUAAGUGGGUAUAAUGCACACAUGUCUCUGCAGGAGAUCUAAUUGUGUUACCCACAACAACAAAAAUCAGAUUUCAAAAUGUUGUUUCAAUUGCAGUAUGGGAUAAUAAACAGAAAUACCUGAUUGGCUGUUAUAGACCAAAAUAACUUUU
This is a messenger RNA of Rana temporaria (common frog), 3096 nucleotides long. RefSeq names its product serine/threonine kinase 3 (gene STK3). The transcript is spliced from 11 exons. The record is from RefSeq and is a predicted model, not a curated record. Gene Ontology annotation, biological process: regulation of MAPK cascade; intracellular signal transduction; protein phosphorylation. NCBI's taxonomy places the organism in Eukaryota, Metazoa, Chordata, Amphibia, Anura, Ranidae. Gene Ontology annotation, cellular component: cytoplasm. Gene Ontology annotation, molecular function: ATP binding; protein serine/threonine kinase activity. Bases 313 to 1794 code for a protein of 493 amino acids.